AUGUAUGGCGCCCCAGGUGAGAUUUCCAUCAGGAUUGUUUUAUAUUUGUGACCUCACAUGAAAAACGUUCCUUAUGGUUUCUGGUUUUCGAAGGGAUAGCCAUUCAUAUGCUGUUUAUUAGCCAUUCAAACAAACUGGGUAUCAGUUUGAGCGGCUCAGGCUAUCCAUUUGAAAAAAUUGUAAUCUGUUCGAACAGCUCAGGCUAUCCGUUCGAAUGGUUCAGGCUACUGUAUCUGUUUUUUGCCGAGAAGUCACAUUUCUACUGUUCCUCAUUAUUAACCCUUUAAUUCCCAAGAGUUAUCCACAUCAGUUUUCUCUAAUAAUACCAAUACAUGAUCAAUAGGAAAGAUUAUGAGAAUCAAUGACAUGAUCACCUACAUGAGCAUGCUUUCAUCUAAAGUUUUAUCAAAUUCUGUCAACUAAUUAUUUAAGAAAAUGUAUGGAGAUCAGUUUAGAGAAUUUGUAACUGGAUAUCAGGGCUUAAAGGGUUUAGUGAGGACCUGUUCGGGUAAAAUUCUGACAAGUGACAUGAUCUUUAGACAGCGAUGUAGGACAGCAGAAAUGGUGGUAAAUGACACAAAGAUGGGUUGAAUUGUGAUAGCGACAGAGAAAAAUAAAUACAAUAGUAAAACACUGACAGCGACAUGGCUUCCUCUUCAAUACGCGCAAAAUGACAGGUUGUGAAAUUCCAACUGCAGACAUAACCCCCUAAGAUGGCCUCAGCAGUGGCUAUGUUGGUGUUCCAAACCUGUGAAAUGGAGACUAUGCGGUGUACCUUGUUAUGUGUAAACUUUCUUUUGUUACAAGAAAUGUGCAUAGCUGCUAACCAUGUGAUUAAAAAUGUUUUAUUGUAGACAUCCAGGAAUCUCCACUGACAAAAAUACUUGUGGUGUCUUUAUGUACCUCCUCUUCCCCAACAUAAGAUGUUUCCUCAUUUGUAUAAAUGCCCCAUUGUAGUUUUUCUGGUUAUGCAAGCUUUGCACAAAGAAGAUAUUUCAGUUUUCAGAUUUUCACACCAAAAAUGUUUGCCUAUUAGGCUCAUCAGAUGGGUGGGGUGAUAUCUUUAUCACGUUUCACCGAUACAUGUAUAUUCAGGGUGGGUCCUUGUUGAGACACUUUUUGACCUGCAAAUUAAAUUUUUUGCUGCCCUUUUUCAUCGAUUUCAGCCAUAAACAGUUUACACUGCCACUGGAGAAAUUAUCCUUAAAAAUUACUUGCUCAUUGCAAAUAAACAUUGUUUUAUUUAAUCUUGCUGACUAUUUUAGUGCUCUCUUAAGUUUUUCUCAUUUUCUAUUUAAUCCAGAGGACCCAGCUGUCCUUGGAAGAUUGAAUGAAUGUCUGGAAACUAUUCUUAACAAAGCACAGGUAUGAAAAGCCAUACUUUCAAAAAUCCAUUCUUGAUUUUUGACAUUUACUACAACAUUACAACAAACCAAAGAGCAGAUGAAAUCAAAACUUUGCUUGACUCUUGUAGGAACCACCAAAGUCCAAGAAAGUUCAGCAUUCAAAUGCCAGAAAUGCAGUGCUUUUUGAGGCCAUAAACUUGAUCAUUCACAUGGAUAGGUACGUGCAUCUUAUGUGUUUAACUCUGUGUUGCAUUUCACUGGAAUGGUGGAACUCAGGCAAGGAGGGAAAUAUAUACAUCUGUCUUUUGUAACAUUCCUAUACAGGUAACUACUGAUAGAAUUUGCCAGGCAAAAACUAAGAAAAUUUGAAAUAGGACACAAAAUGGGUCUGUUUAGGGAAAAGUUUUCACCUUAGCAAACAAAAAGUUGAAAUAGCUUCCAAUCUAUUUUUCCAUAAUUAUUACUGUCCCUGUCUGGUAUGGGAAAAUCCCUCAUAACAAAGACCCCUGUAUAGUAAAAACAUAAAUUUGUAUGAAGCAUUUUUCAUGUUGUGCUUUAGUAUGGAGCCCUUUAAUGCCACACAUGUGUGCGUAGAGACUUCACAUGUAUGUUUAGAUAUCACAUUCACAAUGUUUACUUUUCUUCCUUUUGGAGUGACGUUUUCUGGUCUGACACAACUUUUGGUCUUGUGUGACUUUUUUCUUUGAACACAUAGUCAAAAUAAACCAGUCAGCUUUUUUACAGAUUAUCAUUAAAAGUAUGUCUAAUUUUCACUUGAUUUUAUCUUCCCAGUGAACAGAGUUUGCUGAUCAGAGGCUGUAACCAGUUGGGCCAGUUUUUGACGCACAGAGAAACUAACUUGAGGUAGAUUUUCCUGAAUAUAUUUGAUCCAUGGAUACUAAAACCCCAAUUAUGGCUGUUUUCUCAGGUUGUAAGUGAGUUUGCAAUAAGCAAUGUAUACUGCUUUGUUGUAAAGUUUUUGAUCCAAGAGAGAUGGCUAUAUUUGAGUGUUGGUUCUGAAUUCUGUCCCCAUUCCAUUGUAAUGGUUUAUAAAUUCUUUUUCUCCCAGAUAUCUCGCCUUGGAGGGGCUUUGUUUAAUGUCCAAUUCUGAGUUCUCAGCUGAUGCUGUAAGGAAACACCAAGAAACAGUUGUUGGAGCCCUUAAGGUGAACUUGUCUGUUGUUCUCAGCCUUCAAGGUCUGCUUGUUUUCUUUACUUUGUACUGGAGUGUACUCUAACUAAGGAUGCCCAGAUUGCCAGAGCGUAACUCCAGUUUCUGUAGCAUGAAGCACUUGUAGUAGGAGUAUGGCAUCCCUGGAUGGGAUGCUAGUCCAUGAGUGGGUUACUCCAGCAAUAUGUUGCUGGUACCCAUUUUAUACACUUGGGUGGAGAAAGAUAAAGAGCAGCAAAGAGUCUUGUUUUAGGAAACAAUAAUAUAACAGCAAGGCUUAACCCCAGACCUACUUGUAAAGAUCUGAAGUUUGAUGUGUCCACUGCUUGGCCACCUUUUCUCCGCUAUUUUCUCAUAAGAUUUGUCAUUUUUGUUCUUUUCCAGACUGAGCGGGAUGUCAGCGUUCGUCAAAGGGCUGUUGAUCUUCUUUACGCCAUGUGUGACAAGAACAAUGCUGAGGAAAUCGUGGCAGAAAUGUUGACUUACCUGGAGACAGCUGAUUAUUCCAUCAAGGAAGAAAUGGUAAUUUUGCAUUUCCUUAUUGGUUGUACCCUUCAGAACUGAUCUUUACCAUAUUGACUUGUUUUGUUAGUCAUUUAAGCCCCAAUAUAUAUGUGUAGACUCUCUUCACUGUUCUCCAUUGUUUCAUAUUGUAUUGCUUGAGAGAAUGUGUUCAAACAUUAAGACAUUUCAUCAGUGCUGAUCAUUCCAUUCAUUCUCUUGACGUGUACAUUUGAUUUGGCAGUGAUAUUCUUAGGAUAAAUUUGAUGCUUAUCACUACUGGGGCUUAAAGCGGUAACUUAAAAGAGUGCACAGGUACAAAACCAAUCUCCAAGAAAUGAGUCUUCAAUUUAGACCACUAAGUGACAACAAGGCUUGUUGUUGAUCUUUACCAUUCUCUUGUUCUGUUAACUCAUGAGGGUAAGCAUGUGCAAAACCAAUCUUGGGGAAAACAUUCCUUCAUUUUAAGUCACCCCAGGGGCCUGGGUCACGGUCACGGUCUCAAAAAUUUUCGGCCCUUCGGGCCUCAGUUUAGUCUAAAAAUGGGGGGGGGCCUCCCUGGAUCCGCCACUGAUUUCUAAAUUUCAAAAAGGCCUCACAUAACAAUAAUUAUGAUACAUUGUAGUCACCAUCUGUCUUCUCAUUGGCUAAAAGCCUACAGUUAAUUCUGGGAAACAGCACAACCUACAGAUUAUUCACUAAUCUGUACCUACAGAUAGUGAAUAAUCUGUAGGUUGUAGCCUAAUGCAUGAUUUCAAGAGCAAUGUCAAGUGCACGGACAGCAAUGUCAAGUUGGCGGACAGCGAAGUAAGAAUGGCUUCUCGAUUCGCUUCAUCGACCCAGCAAGAAAUUGAGAAAUUACUUGAAGAUAAAGUAUAUUAAAACAAUUAUUAGAUUCAGUUUUUGUGAUAUCCGGAAUAAUCAAGGUUGAGGUAAGGUUAUCAGCCUCGCCUUUGGUGUUAUCACCUUGAUUAUUCGGAUAUCACAAAACCUCAUCCAAUAAUUUUUAUGUAGUUCAUAAACAUAAAAAAUAUUGUUUUGCACUUGUAUUUUUGUCAUAGGAGUUCACUACACACACAAUUAUAGAUGAUGUUUGCACUUUACAGAUGAGCACUUUUCUCCAAGUGCUGAUCAUCAUAUAUUUCUUAUAGGUAUUGAAAGUAGCAAUUCUUGGAAAAGUUUGCAACUGA
Messenger RNA from Porites lobata, 4208 nucleotides. The record is from the annotation of a GenBank genome assembly. NCBI's taxonomy places the organism in Eukaryota, Metazoa, Cnidaria, Anthozoa, Scleractinia, Poritidae.